CUCAGCCAGCAUGUCAUCAUGGCGGCGGAGGAAAUGGUCCUUCCUGGUUCUUACUCUUCUGCUUUUCUCGAUCGUAAUGGUGAUGAUCAGUCUCCUGCAGCCGGAGCGGGCGAACCGGCUGCAGAGGCGUGAGGCCUGCGGCUGCGGCGUGCGCUCCGACUCUGAGACCUUCACCCGGGUGCCCGGCUCCAGGACGCUGCUUAUCAACGCGUUCCGCGAGCACCGCACGCCCGCGGCGAGCGUCCGCCUGCUGGCCAUCGUGCCCGGCGAGGAGCGCUCCCUGCGGAGCCGCUGCGUGUUCUGUUGCCAAGGGGACGGCGAGAUGGCGACGGCCACGGCCCAGCGCACCACCCACCGAUCCAACUACUUCUUCCCAUACGGGACGGGAGACUUCCUGUGCCUGAUCCCCCCCGGCUGCGAGCCCAGGUUCGUUGGGCUGUUGUCCGGAGACAGCGUGGACUUCACCAACUUCACCCUGCUGCCCGUCCUGAACCGGGCCCCCGUGGAGCGGCCCCGGCUCCCGCUCCGCUUCACUCUGUGCAUCGCCAACAUGUUCAACAGCUACGGCAACGUGCUGCAGUUUGUCCAGGCGAUGGAGCUCUACCGACUGCUAGGGAUCCAAAGAGUCAUCGUCUACAAGACCAGCUGCUCCGCUACCAUGGAUACGGUGCUUGAUUACUACUCCCGCAAGACGGGCUUCCUGCAGGUGCGGCCCUGGCCAAUCGACGCCUUCCUGAAGCCUUCCUCCAGCUGGACGCCGUCGCUGGGGCCGGGUCAGAUCCACUACUACGGCCAGAUCCCCUCCAGCAAUGACUGUCUGUACAGGAGCAUGUACCAGUCCCGCUACGUCCUCAUGCACGACGCCGACGAGGUCAUACUGCCCGCAGGCAAUGUGUCUUUCCAAACGCUGAUCAGUGACCUGGAAAAAGCCCACGGAGAGAAGGUCAACUUCUACUUCCCCAACAACGUUUUCCCUUACGAAGAAAAGGAGGAGAACAGCAGGUUUGACUUUCCAGAGUGGAGGAACGUUCCUGGCUCCAACUUCCUGGGUCAUGUUCUGAGGGAGCUAGACACGUCGGGCUACAACACGGGGAAGCUUGUGCUGGACCCCCGCGGCGUCCUACAGAUGGAGGUUCACAGCGUCCACGAACACAUCGACGGAGGACGCACCGAGCGGGUCGGCCGAGAGCGCGGCCAGCUGUUCCAUGUCCGGCGCAGGAAGAACAACCAGCAGGGGGCGCUGGUCCGGGACGAGGGACUGCUGAAGGUGGCCGGGGCCCUGGUGGAGCGGGUCAACCACGCCCUGAGCACCAUGGGUCUCCUCAACACCACCGCUGGCCCCGCUCCAACCUCAGCCCAUCCUAGUCCUGCCAUGGCAGGACUACGUUGACGUUAGCUACACGUUAGCUAAUACAACGUUAACGUUAGCUAACGCCAAUUUUUACAAAUGAGCAUGGCUUUGUUACCAUCAGCAGAAGAAGGAUUACGACAAAGUAUUGCAAAGAAGUUUUUAAUUCACUGACUUAUUUUAUGAAAAUGAGUAUCUCUUGAGACGCUUUGCCAUCAGGCCCGGAACCUCCACCAGACAACUGCCCUUUGACCUCGGUGCUCAACCCACACACUUACCUGGUAUGACAACAAGACAGGAAGUAAUUAAGACAGCAAAAAAGAUUAUCAAUCAGAUUAUUUUCAAUGCAAAUUCCGGCCUCUUCCAGGACAUUUGAUCAAUUUAUCCAUGUUUUCCAUGUUUGGAAAGCAAGCUUUUAAAAUCCAGGUUUUCCAGGACGCGUUGGAAUCCUGCGGGGGUCGCGGUGUUUGAAUGUGUGAAUGAAUGUGUGAAUGUUUUAUGUGGUUCAGAAAAGCACUGUUUAUUUAUCAUAAUGAAUAUAAUUCAUGCUUAUCGACGUAAAACGACGAUCUCUCUCUUACCCCCAAGUUCCUCCAUUUGUAAAUUAUUCCACAUCCUAAAAAAAUUGCCUGGUUUGAAGCACUUCCAACGACCAUGUGGUGAACUCUCACCAGUGGCCACUUGAGGGUGUGCUAACAACGAUUUCACCAUUGCAAACGUCCCCAUAUUUUACUUUUCAUAUCAGCUGGGAACAUGGUCCGUGUGGAAUUUAUUGCGCUGUUGCACAUUGGCUGUUUCGGGCACAAACUCAAUUAUUUGGUAAAAAAUUGUAAGUUGUUUUUAAUACACUGGACAUGUAUACAUGGUUAAUCAUAUAUAGGAUUUAAUAACCUGUUCAUGGAUCUCGAGCUAUCCCUGGAUGCUGCUCUGAUCAGCUCAGAUUAUGUCCUGUCCAUUCAUUACAUGCCUUGUUACAGUACUUGAUUUCUGUACAGAUACAGAUAAUAUAUAAUAUAAGUCAGGCUGUUGGUCAUGUUUAAUAAUAGAAGUAAAUUCAUGUAACUGCUUUGGGGUCAAUUCUUAAUGUAAACAUUCAUAUUUUUAAUAAUGCACCAGGUUAGAGGGUUCCUUGUACUAUGUACAGCAUUAG
Gadus chalcogrammus (walleye pollock) is the source of this 2498-nucleotide messenger RNA. RefSeq lists its product as uncharacterized. The record is from RefSeq and is a predicted model, not a curated record. NCBI's taxonomy places the organism in Eukaryota, Metazoa, Chordata, Actinopteri, Gadiformes, Gadidae. The coding region runs from base 11 to 1390 and encodes 459 amino acids. The transcript has 9 exons.